CCCUCCACCUCUUAUUCAUUUCUUUCACAUGGAGGCCUUACCCAAACUUAGCUUCUUUUCCAGACUUCUCUUCCUCCUCUCAUUCUUCUCGCUAUCUUCGUUCUCGUCGUCGUUGUCGUCGUCGUUGCUGCAUCCGUCGAUCGCCGACUCUGCAAAGCUACAUCGUAAUUACACCGCUAUAUCGGAUUUCCGACUACUCAACCGAAGAAAACUGUUGGAUUGUCCACAUAUAAUAAACCCUUUUGUGAAACUCACGGUCGUCUCUGUUUCAGAGAACCUGUUGAAUGAAGAGUUCAUCAAUGUCACGGUUAGUGGAGUUUCGAUUCCGUCGAUAGAGCAUUGGGUUGCUAUGAUCACGCCUUCAAAGGCCAAUGUUGAUUCUUGUCCAUUGAAUGAAGGGCUUUAUCUCCAAACUGGUGAUUUAAGCAGCCUUCCUCUACUUUGCCAUUAUCCUGUCAAAGCAGCGUAUUUAAGAAGUGAUCCAGAUUACUUGAGGUGCAAGAAGAGUGAGUGCAGAGUGAGAUCGGGAGGCAGGUGCUUACAAAAGACAUGUAGUGCCACGCUGUCAUUCCACGUCAUCAACUUCAGAACCGACGUGGAAUUCGCCCUGUUUGGCGGCGGGUUUGCUACUCCUUGUCUUCUUCUCAGAUCACAGCCUCGCCCCUUCCAGAAUCCCAAUGCUCCGUUGUACGGAUUCCUCUCUGCCACAGACUCAACUGGAACAUCUAUGAGAUUAAGUUGGGUUAGUGGAGACAAAAAUCCACAGCAACUCAAAUAUGGUCAACAUGGAACAACACAAACCUCUCAAGUUUCUUCUUUCUCCCAAAAUGAUAUGUGCAAUACACCAUCAAUUCAAAGCCCAGCAAAGGACUUUGGAUGGCAUGACCCUGGCUUCAUUCACUCUGCUGUCAUGACGCAACUGCAGCCUUCCACCACCUUUUCCUACAAAUACGGAAGCGAUCAAGUUGGUUGGAGCGACGAAGCAACGUUCACGACACCACCAGCCAGCGGUGACGAAAACGAUUUCCACUUUCUAGCAUUCGGAGACAUGGGAAAGGCUCCUCUCGACUCGUCGUCAGUCGAGCAUUAUAUUCAGCCAGGGUCGAUAUCGGUAGUGAACGGGAUGACCGAGGAAGUAGAAUCUGGGAAAGUCGAUGCCGUGUUUCACAUUGGAGAUAUCAGCUAUGCAACAGGGUUCUUAGUUGAAUGGGAUUUUUUUCUUCAUCUCAUCAAACCCAUUGCUUCUCGUGUGGCUUACAUGACAGCUAUUGGGAACCAUGAGAGGGACUAUGAUAAAUCAGGGUCAGUUUAUAGGCUGCCAGAUUCAGGAGGUGAAUGUGGAGUUCCUUAUGAAACAUAUUUUCAAAUGCCAACUUUUGGUAAAGAUCAGCCUUGGUAUUCUAUUGAAAUGGCUUCUGUUCAUUUCACUGUUGUUUCUACUGAGCAUCCGUUUACUCCCGGCUCACCGCAGUAUGAAUGGAUGAAAAGGGACAUGGCCUCGGUAAAUAGGUCAAGAACACCAUGGCUCGUUUUUACCGGGCAUAGGCCUAUGUACUCUUCCAUACGUGGACUUAUUCCUAGUGUUGACCCAAACUUUGUUGCAGCUGUUGAGCCACUUCUCCUCCAAAAUAAGGUUGAUUUGGUGUUGUUUGGACAUGUUCAUAACUACGAGAGAACAUGUUCUGUCUUUAACAAAGUUUGCAGAGGAAUGCCCUUUAAGGAUAUUAAUGGGAUUGACACAUACGAUCAUAACAACUAUACUGCUCCCGUACACGUAAUCAUCGGCAUGGCUGGGUUUAGUCUCGACGAGUUCCACACUUCCGCAGAGAGAUGGAGUUUGGCUAGGGUUGCCAAGUUUGGUUAUCUUAGGGGCCAUGCAACAAAGGAGAAGUUAAGCUUAGAGAUGGUGAAUGCUGUCACAAGAGCAGUAGAGGACAGUUUCAGCAUAAAAAAAGCUCCAAUUCAAUAGCCGAAUCAUGAGUUCCUUAAUAGCCAAACAGCUAGCCAAACCUUGGCUGAACCUGUAUGAUUGCUAAAUUAAGAAACUUUUUUUUCGAUGACCCAUAUGAAAAAGUCUUAGAAAUUUUACUAUUCAAGUGAUGCUCACAUCGAUAAUGGUUAAGAUCCUA
Messenger RNA from Cucurbita maxima (winter squash), 2129 nucleotides. Its product is annotated as probable inactive purple acid phosphatase 27. Lineage: Eukaryota; Viridiplantae; Streptophyta; Magnoliopsida; Cucurbitales; Cucurbitaceae. The transcript is spliced from 13 exons. Gene Ontology annotation, molecular function: acid phosphatase activity; metal ion binding. The record is from RefSeq and is a predicted model, not a curated record. The coding region runs from base 29 to 1969 and encodes 646 amino acids.